AUGGGCUGCGACGAGCACGCCGAGAAGUCCAACGGCCUCUGGUACGUGGGCGUGAUCCUGAGCAUCGUGGGCUCCAUCUGCACCAACAUGGGCGUCAACCUGCAGAAGUUCUCCUUCAUGCGCGAAGCUAAGGGCCGCAGCGUCGUCGACAAGCGCGGCUACUUCCGCCAGCCGCUGUGGGUCAUCGGACUGCUGCUCGUGGUGGGCGGCAGCAUUCUCGACUUUGUGGCUCUCGGCUUCCUCCCGCAGUCUCUAGCGACCCCAGUGGGAGGCUCUACAAUGGUGGCGAACGUUGUCUUCGCGUCGCUAUUUCUCAAGGAAAAGUUUACCAGGUCCGAUGCAAUUGGCACCGCGCUCGUGCUGCUGGGCAUCAUCGUCGUCGCCACCUUCGCCGAGAAGGAGAGCAAGUGCUACACCGUGCACGAGCUCGUAGCGCUCUACCGGGAACCGCUCUUCGCUGUGUACGCAACACUCAUGUGCGUGUCGUGCGUUGUACUCUUCCUGCUAGUGCGCAAGAUGGAGCAAACACUCAGGCAUAAAGGGAGAACCUCGCCAGAGUACAACCGCUUCCGCAAGCUGCAUCCAGUGAGCUACCCCGCCUUGUCCGGGAUCUUUGGCGCGCAGUCCGUGCUAUUCGCCAAAUCCAUGGCGGAGCUCAUGAAGACGACGAUCGAGGGCGACAAUCAGUUCGUGACGUUCGGCGCCUACGCUAUCACGCUCAGCAUGUUCCUGUGCGUCUUCCUGCAGAUCCACUGGCUCGCGCACGGGCUGCAGAAGUUCGACGCCGUCUUCGUCGUGCCCGUGUUCCAGUGCUUCUUCAUCUCCGUCUCCAUCUUCGGCGGUGGCGUGUACUUUAAAGAGUUCGCGCAAAUGUCUCCCCUAGCUCUGGCAAUGUUCACGGUAGGAGCGAUUAUCACGAUCAGCGGCGUGGUUAAGCUCGCGCACCGCGAUAUGCACAAGCUGAGUCCGUUGAGACGGAUGCGAGCGGCGGCAAGCAUGUUGCUCUUUAUCUACCGGUGUCAAAAGGCUCGCAACAUCAAGGCAAACUGGAAUAUGAACCCCAGCCAAAGUGAGACGGCGAAGUUCUUCAAUGAGCACAAUGUGCCGCUCAUAUGCACCAAGAAACUCGCUACUCAACCGGAGCCAAGCGUGUCUCCGCCCUCGUCAAGACUGUUAGGGCAACGCUCGAAAGCCUCUGUGCUACCCGUUGGUCCUGAAGUCACAACCGUCCCCACUACUCCUACGUCUGUAAGCUCAGCAUCCGCAUCCGCGUCUGUAACCCCAGAACCAAUUCCGAUUCCAGCCCCUCCACUGUCUAGCCGAGAAGUGACAGGGGAGAGUGUGUCGUCGUCUGUAGGUAGGAGAAAAGCACGAGGGCCACCCUCGCCGCCAUAA
Messenger RNA from Phytophthora sojae, 1395 nucleotides. RefSeq lists its product as hypothetical. Bases 1 to 1395 code for a protein of 464 amino acids. The record is from RefSeq and is a predicted model, not a curated record. Gene Ontology annotation, molecular function: magnesium ion transmembrane transporter activity. Gene Ontology annotation, biological process: magnesium ion transport. Gene Ontology annotation, cellular component: membrane. Lineage: Eukaryota; Oomycota; Peronosporomycetes; Peronosporales; Peronosporaceae. The transcript has a single exon.